AGGAGACUUAUCAUCUGACUCAGGAGCACUGAGUCUAUCUGGAGCCAAGGGUCCAUAGGCACUCAGAGUCAAAAUGGAGUCCUUCAGCUCUAAGGACAUGGCCAUGAAGGCCCAGAAGAAAAUCCUCAGCCACAUGGCCAGCAAAUCCAUGGUGCAGAUGUUAAUUGACGACACCAGCAGCGAAAUCCUGGACGAGCUCUACCGCAUCUCCAAGGAACACUCUGGAAACCGCACAGAGGCCCAGAAGGUGGUCAAGGACCUGGUAAAGGUGGUUGUAAAGGUAGGGGUUCUUUUUCGGCACAACCGCUUCAGUAAAGAGGAGCUCAGCCUGGCUCAGGACUUCAAGAAGAAGCUGCACCAGGGGGUCAUGACGGCAAUCAGCUUCCAGGAGGUGGAGUUCACAUUUGAUAAGGCUGUCAUGACGGAGCUCCUGACAGAUUGUAGGGACAUCUUGCUGAAGCUCGUAGAGAAACACCUGACAACCAAAUCCUUUGGACGCAUUCAGCAUGUCUUCAACCACUACUCUGACCCAGACCUACUGACCAACCUCUACACCCCCGGCGGCCCUCUCUGGCCUAAUCUCACCAAGAUCUGCAAUGGCCUGAACAAACUGGUUGAGGAAGGCAAGCUUUGAGUGGGAAUUACGAACAGCGCUGGAAAAAUGAGAAACUGUGGCAAGCCUAUAAAAGAAUUCUGAAUUCAGUUUGCCCGUGAAAAUAUCAUUUUGGUAGCUUAAUGGGGACAUUGACUCAGUGUGAGUUGAUGAUGUAGAUAUUGAUUUAUGUUGGGAUCUUUGUGAGGACAUGGAAUCAUCGCCCUUGCUUUACAACAUAAGCCAUCUGCAUUAGGGCUGGGCGAUAUAUUGUGUAUUCAUCAUUAUCACAAUAUGAAUGUGAUUGAAAUGCGUAGUCACAUUUCACCAUCUUAGGAUAUUACCUCUACCUCUGCCUAAAUGCAUUUCAGUCGAAUGCUGUUGGAGCUAAGUAAAGUCCAUUCAAAUAUGACAUAUGAAAGAAAAAAAGCCAAAAUUUUUGCUAAAAUCACCUGUGAAAUCCUCCAAAUUGUUUUGUUUUUUAAACGACUUCUUUGUCAGGACUCCCUGCUUCCAGCACGAUAAGAAUGCAUCUGUGGUCUAAUUUGAAUUGAUUAGUCCUCCUGUUUUAAGAUAUUAGCUCUUUUAUUAGCUAUUUUACGAGUGUGUUAAGAUUACACGACGGGGUUGGGGGGCUAGCAGUGCAAAUGUUUGUUUAUAACAUGUUGCGUAGACAAGUUUGUAGUAUUUCAGCAGUAGCACUUAGUGGAUGUUGUGCAAUGGGAGAAGAAUGAGGCAAUAAUUAACCAUGAACCAUAACACUUUCCACAGGAGAAACAGAACUGCACAGCAAGUGAAUCCUAACGGUGUUCCCUACCCCUUUGCAAGCGAUCUGUUUUCUAUAACUGUCUUAGAUGUACACAAUUCGAAAGGGAAUAUCUGCAAUUAAAGGACUUACGGGCCAAAAUAUAGUGUGUAUCUAUCAGGCUUGAAGGCUUAUUGUGAGUUAUCCGUUUUGUUAAACUUCAGACAACAAAAUGUUUGGCAAAGAAGAAAACAGGAACCAUCAAAAAGACAGCACCCUCAGGCUUUCCCCGUAAAAUGGCCUCAGGAAAUGAGGCAAGCAUGCAUCACCUAACUGCAUUGUGAGACUAGAUAUGCAAACAUUGAUUAACGUGUCAUUCCAGUUUCAGUACAUGCCAUUAAUGCAACAGGUUAUCCUAUUCUUAGCCAAAACUGUGAAAAAUGACCGGUUCAUGAAGACAUGCUGUCCUCUAGUGGGCUAUAGUGAAUAUUGCACCUGGAGUUGGAUUACUUACUGGCACUUGAAAUUUACCAUAAUUCAAGUUGCUUCUUUCAAAUCUGAUGAAUAUACAAUCAGUACUAUCACAUAGGCAACUGUAUUAAUAUUAUUGAAAGUUACAA
This is a messenger RNA of Salvelinus namaycush (lake trout), 1957 nucleotides long. Its product is annotated as tumor necrosis factor alpha-induced protein 8-like protein 2. Gene Ontology annotation, cellular component: cytoplasm. Gene Ontology annotation, biological process: regulation of apoptotic process. Lineage: Eukaryota; Metazoa; Chordata; Actinopteri; Salmoniformes; Salmonidae. Bases 74 to 634 code for a protein of 186 amino acids. The record is from RefSeq and is a predicted model, not a curated record. The transcript has 3 exons.